AUGCCUCUCUCUAUAUUUAAAGAAAGACCAGGAGUGAUUGAGGGAUCCGACCACAUCACGUCACCAGGAAUCAAGUUGGGACCUUCUCAUGGAGCAUUACUACGGCUCUUCUUUCUCUUUGAUGAUUCUCUAUGGGAAGGUCCCAACUUGAUUCCUAGUGAUGUGAUGUGGUUGAUUCCUCAAUUACUCUUGUUGAUUAUUAGAUCGCAUGAAGGCUCUGCACGGGAAAAUAGGACAUUACUGAUUACAAACUUCUUUGUUGGUGGGAUGAGAUUUGCGAGGCUGUACCCUAGGUUCACCAUUUCCUCCUCAGAGGGAUGGAAUCUGAACUUGGGCAGCAGAUCAAGCACCGAUUCUUCUGUUGUUGUGCUCGUCCGUUCAACUGUUUUGGAAUAUAAGGUAAUCAAAUGCUUUUCCUUCAGAGAAGAAGCAGCAGAGAGCAGUGAAGUUAUAUUUACAAACGAACUCACCAGCUACUUGGCUUUUUUUGACUUGUUUUUUAUCCCAAAGAUUCCCAAGUCUCCAUGA
Prunus armeniaca (apricot) is the source of this 528-nucleotide messenger RNA. The record is from the annotation of a GenBank genome assembly. Lineage: Eukaryota; Viridiplantae; Streptophyta; Magnoliopsida; Rosales; Rosaceae.